Mucor mucedo is the source of this 1509-nucleotide messenger RNA. Its product is annotated as putative hemolysin. Bases 70 to 1464 code for a protein of 464 amino acids. The transcript is spliced from 4 exons. Gene Ontology annotation, biological process: magnesium ion homeostasis. The record is from RefSeq and is a predicted model, not a curated record. Lineage: Eukaryota; Fungi; Mucoromycota; Mucoromycetes; Mucorales; Mucoraceae. Gene Ontology annotation, cellular component: intracellular membrane-bounded organelle.
UUUUUUUUUUAUUUUUUUAUAUUUCUAAAAACUUUCUUUUUACUUUUUAUUUUUAUUUCAAAUAAACAUAUGCCUGUAUCACAUUUAGGUUCUAUACGAACUUUAAUAAUUGCCGCAACAUCAUUUACCACGAGUAUCUAUGGUCACCCAUUAAAAGCAUUUCAACAAGAAGUAACGGGAGAAGAGCCUCCUAUUGACUACACUUCUGCUGACUUCAUCGAAAAAAUGACAGUAGUUAUGUUGCUUGUUCUUUUAGGUGGUGCUUUUGCCGGUCUUACCUUGGGCUUAAUGGGAAUGGACGAAACUAAUCUCCAUGUUCUUAUUCAAUCGGGUACAGAAUCCGAAAGAAAGAAUGCUACCAAGGUAUUGAAAUUGUUAGACCGUGGUAAGCAUUGGGUUUUGGUUACUUUGCUUUUGUCCAACGUCAUUGUGAAUGAAACUUUACCAAUCAUUUUGGACGGUGUGCUUGGCGGUGGUUGGAAGGCCGUUGUCAUCUCUACUGCUUUAAUUGUUAUUUUUGGCGAAGUGAUUCCUCAAUCUAUCUGUGUCCGUUAUGGUUUAGCCAUUGGUGCCAAGACCUCCGGUAUGGUUCUUGCAUUGAUGUAUAUCAUGUAUCCUAUUGCCUAUCCUACUGCUUUACUCUUGGAUUACUUUUUAGGUGAAUCUCACGGUACUAUUUAUAAGAAAGCAGGUCUUAAAACACUUGUUUCGUUACAUCAAUCUGUCAACUCUUCAGAUGUGGACGCACUUACCGAAGAUGAAGUUACUAUUAUUGGGGCUGUUCUUGACUUGAGAUCUAAGCCAGUUUCCCAGAUUAUGACCCCUAUUGCUGAUGUAUUUACACUCUCUACUGAAGAUCUCUUGGAUGAGGCAUUGGUAGAUAAGAUUUUGAUUGCUGGUUAUUCUCGUAUUCCCGUUCACGCCCCAGGAGAUAACCUCAACUUUGUUGGCAUGCUUUUAACUAAACGUUUGAUCACUUAUGACCCUGAAGAUGCUCAUCCCGUCAAGGAUCUUCAAAUCAGUACUUUGCCAGAGACAGGUCCCGAUACCAGCUGUCUUGACAUCUUGAACUUUUUCCAAGAAGGUAAAAGUCACAUGGCCUUGAUUUCUAAGGAGCCUGGAGCCAAUAAGGGUGCUCUUGGUGUAAUUACUCUGGAAGAUGUGAUUGAAGAAUUAAUUGGUGAAGAAAUCAUUGAUGAAACUGAUGUCUAUGUUGAUGUUCAUAACAAGAUUAGAGUUGUUCGUCGCCAAGUAGCCAACAGAAGAAAUAGUCGUUUAGGCCGUUUAUUGACCAAGAAGCGUGUUCCCGGAGCUCGUCAAAACUCCACUAGUUCCCACAAGGUAGUUGAACCUUAUUUAAAGCCUGUUUAUGGAGCUAUUCCUGAUGGGUCUGUCUUGUCCACUUCUCCUGAUAUGCACAAUGGCAGAGCUGGUGAACACCAACCUCUUUUAGGUCACGAGUAGACACAUACACACACAUGUAAAUAAAUUUGUUGUUUUUUUUUCUUC